CCGCAAGGGGCGGCGCAGAAGCGGAACGGGCCGGCCGCGAGCCGCGCAGGAAGCGCCAAGCAUGCCCCGUGACAACAUGGCCUCCCUGAUCCAGCGCAUCGCUCGCCAGGCGUGCCUCACCUUCCGCGGCGGCGCCGGGGGCUCCGAAGCUCCGGCACCGGGCUUCCCCGAGAACCUGAACCAGCUGAAGAGUCUGCUGACCCAGGUGCGCGCCGAGGACCUCAACAUCGCGCCGCGGAAGGCGCUGCCGCAGCCGCUGCCGCGCAACCUCCCGCCGGUCACCUACAUGCACAUCUACGAGACCGACGGCUUCAGCCUGGGCGUCUUCCUGCUCAAGAGCGGCACGUGCAUCCCGCUGCACGACCACCCGGGCAUGCACGGCAUGCUCAAGGUGCUCUACGGCAAGGUACGCAUCAGCUGCAUGGACAAGGUGGACACGGGUGCGGGGCCGCGGGCGCCACCGCCUGAGCAGCAGUUCGAGCCGCCGCUGCAGCCCCGGGAGCGGGAGGCCGUGCGACCAGGAGUGCUGCGCUCCCGAGCCGAGUACACCGAGGCCAGCGGGCCCUGCAUGCUCACGCCACACCGGGACAACCUGCACCAGAUUGAUGCGGUGGACGGGCCAGCCGCCUUCCUGGACAUCCUGGCUCCACCCUACGACCCGGACGACGGCCGGGACUGCCACUAUUACCGUGUACUGGAGCCCAUCAGACCCAAGGAGGCCUCCAGCUCUGCCUGCGACCUUCCCCGAGAAGUGUGGCUUCUGGAGACCCCACAGGCCGAUGACUUCUGGUGCGAGGGAGAACCUUACCCAGGCCCCAAGGUUCUGCCUUGAAGCACCCGCUACCUGGGAACGGUGGGCCAAAGUUGUGCCCUGCCUGGCUCGAGAAAGGCCUGGCUGCCCACGACUUACCAUAAGGGCUCCUCUCUCUGUCCCCGACCCUGAGCGAUGGAUCUACUGGACUGACCAGCGCCUCAUCUUGGACAACCUUGGGGAGUACGGCCCACUGGAGUACAGCCACCGGGCACGGUUAUGAGGGCGGGUGGGCGGGAGGCAAGGUCGCUUGCUGGUACUGUCAUUGCCACCAAGGCUUUGAUUUAAGGGAGUGGGGCAGGGGACCCUAAAGCGCUUCCAUCCUAAAGCCAUAAUGAAAAUAUUCUUGUUUCUCAAGCUCUACAAAAUACACUAAACAUUUUGAACCCCUCCUCCCUUCGGUGACUAAGAUUUGUUUUCUCUUCUUCCCAAAGGACCUUUUGCUCCUUAAUAAUUUAUUGCUGACCGUGCAUGACCUUGAAUUGUUUUUUAGUUAAAGCCAUUGGUUCGGUUUUAACAAAACAAAAACAAGCAAAAAUACAAAACCGAGUUUCUAAAGUGAGUAGAUCUGAAAAGACAUCUUUCCAGCACUGCGGUUCACUCUCUUGGAGGAAGAGUUCUGUCCUCCCCUGGCCUAGUAGCCACAUUUGGAGUUCUCAGGUAGCCUUUAGUAAGAUUCACAUGUGUGGAUUCCCUGAGGUCACCUUCCCCUUGAGUCUCCAGAUCUGUCAUUAAAACAGUUCUGUUGUUAGGGAUUCACCUUUAAAGCAAAGACUGUAUUAUCCUCAAGUGACUUUUUUUCUUGGUGUUCUUCAAAGACGAAACAGUAGAGUCAGGAGCAAAGUCUGUUCUGCUUCCAAAUAACUGAAUGUAAAACCCAUUGCCACCUGUUGAAAUCCAUACAAUUUACUUCCAGGAUCUUCCUGUAAAAGUGGGGGCAGAUACUCUGACCAUUUUUUGUAUUCUCCCAGGAACCCUGCAGAGGGCUGUAUUCCAGCUGUGUUGCUGCUGGUCAUAUCCUAGCCCUCCCUUAAACAAGAGCCACUCUUGCCUACUGAAGUCCCUUCCUGCAGGAAGAGGUAGAAGGCCUGCAAUACCCUGGGAGUGGCUCUGGAUGUAGGCUGCCUGCCAAGCAGGCAAGAAGCCCUCACCUCAGUCCUCUGCAGUACAUAAUCCAGUAUUGCACACACCUGUAACUCCAGCAAUUAGGAAGGAGAGGCAGGAGGAUCAGAAGUUAAAGGUCAGGCUUGGCCACAUAGUGAAUUUGAGAGGAUCCUUGAAAUACCUGAGACACUAACGUAAGUGUGUAUAUGUUUGUGUGUGUGUGUGUGUGUGUGUGUGUGUGUGUGUAUACAUACAGAGCUAUAUAAUAGGUACAUGGGAUAGACAAUUGAGAAUUUAGCCAUUUUAGGGCACCAAGAGUGGAGAUUAGACCUGUGUGUACCAACUCUUGGAGCAAACACUAGCAGCUGUCUGCAGCAUUAGCACCGGCUGGGUACCUUUACCUUGUUUACAAACGUGUUGGCACCCUAACAUUUGGCCAUGGAGCACCGGUUCUCCCUUCUUACUAUUUAUAGGGUUCCUUUUUAUCACAGGCCUUUUCAUAAAGACAAACUGUAGGAAAAAAAAAAAACUUGUCCAUCUGUCUUGAUUGCUCAUGUGGCAAUAGAAUUCUAAUAUCUGUAAUAAAUGGAGACUUACUAUCAAGGGUAGCUAAUGUUCGUUGACCUGGUAGGGAAGCUGUUUUUGACUCCGUGUAUCUAGGUUACACAGACCCAGGCUUAUGGGGUGCUUGUUCCCAGUCAUUAAAGUGGUCCGAAAAAGCAAAUAAUUGAUGGUGUGGCUUGUGGGGGUUUUUUGUUUUUUAAUAAAAAUGAAAGCAACAGGCCAGAGAAAACCUGUUGGAACUCUGACAUAGAUCCAGCACCAAGCACUUCCACAAGGCUGCUGGAGUUCAAGUUGCUUCCCAUCGUAAUGCUUAAAAUGGCUUUGGAUCCCUGUGAAGCAGCUCUUUGAGGCACUCAUUUGAAAAUCUAGAUAGCAAGUGAUGGUUUUAAACUUGACAGUAUUUUUUUUUCAUAGACCAGCAGUGAGUGUAGUUUUUGGCCACAUACAGUUUUUGAAUUGUAGCAAAAGUUGAUUCUUUUACAAAAAUCAUUGAAAGUCAUGUAUUUGUUACAGCAUACUUGGAGGUACUUUAUCCUGUAGAAACCUAGCCUGGAACUAGGCUAAUAAUAAAAAGUAUUAUGAAGGCCUUUAUUGCAAAAACGGAGGGGGGGUGUUCAAGGUUUAUUAUAAGCAAUUUGGAAAGAAAAAAACCUAAGGUGCUUUUCAAAAGAAUAACUGAAAUUGUUGUGGGCUAAAACAGCAAUACUGUGUUCCUCAUUCGUUCAAUAAGAACAGUGAAACUGUCGUUUCCCUAACACAUUGAGUAAACUUCGGUGAAAACAGUGUAACGUGUUUUCAUGAGCCACCAUGGGAAGAAUCUGCACAUUCCUAAGAUGGCAUGUGCACUUCUAUGCAUAAACUCUUAGCUGUGACUGCUGCCAUUGUGUUUUCAUAGAGGUCUACACCAGAGAUGGUGGUCUACACCCGGGGAUAGAAGUUACCUUCUUCCCUUCGGGAACACCAGUGAGCACAGUGGUGUUAGCCAGUUAACUUUUCUAAUGAAUAAUAAACGCAAUAACUGCAGCUCAUGGAUGAGAAACUGUCUGUCUGUCUAAAUACUCUGAAACUUUUAAAUAUCGUAGUUAUAUCAGUGAUCAGUUAUAUUGACUGAUGUAAGAUUGUACCUUCCUACUCUUGAGAACUGAUGGGUUUAAUACCAAAUGCUGCUGAUUAAAUGGAAAAGCCUGCCUUU
This is a messenger RNA of Microtus ochrogaster (prairie vole), 3671 nucleotides long. It is a transcript of the gene Ado, whose product is annotated as 2-aminoethanethiol dioxygenase. Gene Ontology annotation, molecular function: oxidoreductase activity, acting on single donors with incorporation of molecular oxygen, incorporation of two atoms of oxygen. NCBI's taxonomy places the organism in Eukaryota, Metazoa, Chordata, Mammalia, Rodentia, Cricetidae. The record is from RefSeq and is a predicted model, not a curated record. Gene Ontology annotation, cellular component: mitochondrion.